Rhagoletis pomonella (apple maggot) is the source of this 2256-nucleotide messenger RNA. It is a transcript of the gene Ir7c, whose product is annotated as glutamate receptor ionotropic, delta-1. The transcript is spliced from 5 exons. The coding region runs from base 1 to 2256 and encodes 751 amino acids. The record is from RefSeq and is a predicted model, not a curated record. Lineage: Eukaryota; Metazoa; Arthropoda; Insecta; Diptera; Tephritidae.
AUGGAUAUUAUACUUCGGGACCUCGGCAGAGUUGAAUGGGAAAGAACUGGAAAUUAUACUCUGAUACUGGCCAUUGCUUGGACCAUUCUGAAUGUGUAUGCCAAGUAUCCUUCGACGACGUUGAUUAUUUCGCAGUAUGCCAGCGAACUGCAGAGCAACUUGCAUCAAGCGGAGCUGAUCGAUGCGUUAAUGGUGUAUUUAGAAAAGCGCCAUCAUCAUGUCUACAUCAUGGAGCAGGAGAAAAUGUUUGACGAUGUGGAUAGAAGCGAGUGGGGUGACAUUUCCGAUACAGCGAUUUGGUUCAUAGAUAGUUGGAACUCAUUUGGUGCUUUGGCAAAGGAUUUGGAUCAUCCGCAAAGUGCAUACCAACGCAGUGGUUGGUUUCUGAUUGUCUACACCGGCACCGAACCGGAGCGUUUAGAAACGGUCAAGAAUAUAUUUAGCCGUUUGUUUGAACUCUUCUUUGUAAAUGUCAAUGUCUUCUUGUUGAUGGAUGCAACGCCAUUUGUCUAUACAUAUUUCCCAUUUUCACGCACCAAAUGUCAUUCGGCCAAGCCAGAGUUAUUGAUGUCCUUUCGAAACAAGCGACCAAGAUAUAUCCACAAAAGCCACAGACGUUUUUUUCCGCCCAAAGUGAACAAUCUCCAUGGCUGCGAGUUAGGGGUAAUAACAUGGCACGACCCACCUUUCAUUAUUUUGAAAACAGUUGAUGAGACCGGACAUAUCGUAUCGAUUGAUGGCAUCGAAGGCAUGUUAAUAAGCCUUCUUUCUGAGGCUAUGAAUUUUGGUAUACGAAUUGUGGAUCCACAGCCGCAUGAUCGUGGCGCUAUUUACGCAAAUGGCACGCUUACAGGUGUUACAAGAAUGAUAGUCGAAGGAGAAGGAAAUAUUUCGAUAAUAUAUUUUAUGUACGAGAAGAAACGGGCACAAAUUAUGGACGCAUCGUGUUCCUACAUGGCUUUCCCUUUGCUGGUGGCCAUACCACCCGGCCGUCCAAUCUCUCCGCUGCAGCGUCUAUUUCGACCGUUCAAGUACAUCAUUUGGUCGCUCAUUGGAUCCAAUCUUGUAUUAGCUGUGCUCAUCAUUUACGCACUCAAGCUAUUCGGCAGCAAGCGAGUAGUUUCGUUUGUUUUUGGGAAAGCCAAUCGAUUUCCCUUCAGUAAUCUGUGGGCCUCGCUGUAUGGUGGUGGUGUUAUUCACAAUCAUUUGCCAUACCGCAACUUUUCGCGAUAUCUUCUGGGCCUGUGGCUGCUAUGCACAUUGGUUUUGCGUUCCGCCUACACCGGCCAGCUGUUCAUUAUGCUGCAGGAUGGACGCGCACUAACACCUUUGAAAACAUUUCAAGAGAUAUUCGAAAAAAAGUUCGUAGUCAAUACAGCUCCUGUGCUCGCCGAGCUGCUAACAUCGGUGAUGGGCAAUGUUGCUGUUGUUAACAUCGAUGGUGGUAACAACUCAAUGCCUAUGAUAUUGAAACGUAUAGCACGAGGCUCGAAAGAGAUAUUGAGCAUAAUCGAACCGGCUGUGAUGUAUUAUAAUUACCAACAGGAAACUGAGGAUGAGCGGGUGGCGAUUUUGCCCCAAAAGUUGAUAAUGACACCACUGACAAUGUACAUGCGGAAGCAUUCCUAUCUAACCAUACCGAUCAAUGCCAAACUGCUCGAUUUCAUUGAUUUGGGCAUAAUAAAUAAGUUUGAGAAUCGUUAUCGCUUGCCCGACUCUGGUGAGGUGUCGCAGGAGCCGGUUCAGUUAUCGCUCUUUCUGCUAACAGGCAUUUUCGGUGUUUAUCUAGUCUUAAUGGGCUUUUGCACAUUGGUUUUUCUCUUGGAACUUUGGACGACCAGAUCGCCUCUGGCCAAAAUGGCUAUUGAUUUUUUGAACUAUUACUGGAAAGGGCAGUUGAUUUUUUUUGAAUAUAUUCUAAAGGAGUCACGUCGUAAUGUCGCCUUCAUUGGACCUUCUGACUUUCUCUACAACUAUAUGCACGCCGAGAAAAAGCAUGCAUUUUUUAAAAUAUUAAAACAGAAAGUUUUAAACUUGCACACCACAAUAUAUCUGACGAAACACUCUUACCUUAUCGAUGAGUUCCAGAAUCAGAUUUUGUGGGUGCAAGCGGCUGGUCUCAUUGAUGCCUGGGCUCGCUGGGAGUUGUACGAUGAUAAAAAGGAUCUGAGCGGAUUUGGGGAGGAUGAUAUGCAGCAAGCUAAGGAACUCUACGUACUGAUUAUAAUCGGAACGUAUGAAGGUAAAAUGGGUUAG